AUGUCCACGGCAAAUAUAACUUCAUCCAUUACUACAACGACUCGAGCUCUAAUACAAGUCGUCACUUCUGAAAUGACCUAUUAUGGACCAAUUAUUCUUUUACUGUUUGGUAUAACUGGUUGUCUAUGCAAUUUUAUCACAUUUACAGCACCACAAUUACGUAAAAAUUCAUGUGCUUUUUAUUUUCUUAUGUCAGCUGUAUUUGAAUUAUUAUCCAUUACUUUUGGUCUUAUUUCUCGACUUGCUGCUGAUCAUCUUGGCAGCUCAUUAAUCAAUACAAAUCGAGUCUAUUGUAAAUCUCGUGCUUAUUUAAUUUCAGCACUUCCAUUAACAGCUACUUAUUUGGUCUUACUAUCAUCAAUUGAUCGAUUUUUGUCAUCAUCAGUUAGUGUUCGUCUUCGUUCAUUUAGUCAAAUGAAAAUAGCUUAUCGUGCAACUAUAGUAGCUAUUGCAAUAAGUUUUCUAUCAUGUAUUCAUAUUCUAGUUGCAUAUGAUCUUCGACCACGAUGCGGUGUCGUUGCUGGUCCUGUUUCGAGGUUUGAUGGUAUGUUUGUAGUGUUUUGGCUUGGUAUUAUUCCUCAUAUAUUGAUGUUAAUCUUUGGUUUUCUUACUGUUAUGAAUAUUCGACGAACAAAAACACGAGUAGCAGCUAAACCCUUACAAAGUGUAGUUGCUUCAACUCAACAACAACGACGUCAACAAAAAACUGAUGCACAACUGAUUGUGGUGAGUAGUAGAUCAAAGUGA
Molecule: messenger RNA, 747 nt
Organism: Rotaria sp. Silwood1
Lineage: Eukaryota; Metazoa; Rotifera; Eurotatoria; Philodinida; Philodinidae
Source: the annotation of a GenBank genome assembly